This is a messenger RNA of Bactrocera dorsalis (oriental fruit fly), 5764 nucleotides long. RefSeq names its product beta-1,4-glucuronyltransferase 1. Lineage: Eukaryota; Metazoa; Arthropoda; Insecta; Diptera; Tephritidae. The transcript has 11 exons. The record is from RefSeq and is a predicted model, not a curated record. The coding region runs from base 1552 to 3138 and encodes 528 amino acids.
GAAUUCAGUUUUAAACGGAUUUUCAACGAUAUUGGUCAUUCGGUCGCGAGUGUUUCACGUUGCAUAUUGGGUCAUGCAACAACAAAACGUGUCACUGUGUAGUAGAAGUUUAAUAUUUUCAUAGAUAUUAUUAGUUCGUAAUAAAAAGUAAACAUAAUUGAAAGUAAUCAAAAACGUGUAGUGAAUAUUUAGUGUGUAAACCACAAAUAAUUAGAAAUUGAAAUAAAAGCUAAAACACACACCAAAAAUCAAGUCACACAACAAGCGAGCGAGCGAGUGGGUGAAGACAAAACACGUACCUACAUGUGUAAAAGCUGCAAUAACAACACGGCAUAAAUUUAUAGGCGAAAAUCAGGUAUUUUACAAUUCCAAACAACGUUUCAUGCUCAAAACCAAGCCAGCGUACAAUAAAUGUGUAUGAUAAAUAGUCAGAGUGAGAGAGAGAAUGGAAAUGAAUGAAUUCGCUCACUGUGCCCUGUAAUAUUUGUAAGAAGUGAAAAAAGCAAGAAAAAAAGAAACAACAACUAACAAAAAGUGACCGCAAACCCAGCUAGUAAAAGUCUGCGCUACACAUAUGUACACAUAAACAUAUAAACGUAUGUGUAUAUAUAUACUUGUAUAUGUUUUCAUAUAAAGUGCACAGAAAAGUCCAUGCAUACAAACAUAUUUACAUGUUAAGUGUUUUUUGGUGUUGUUGUGCUUUGUUUUGUGCGCUAAAAAAUCAGUAGCUACAUAUGUGGUGUUGACAAAUGUAUGUAUGUUUAUACAACAACAAACACAUACAUACAUGUUUUACAACGCAACACGUUGUCUUUUCAUAUUUACAUAUGUAAAAUAAGAAAAUAUUUUUACUGAAAAUAUCAAUGACACGCGCAGCUCGCGAAACUUGCAAAAAAAAAAAUUAAAUCAAACUUUUUAACAAUUGGCAACACUGUGUAUUGUAAAAGUAAUUAAUGAAUUGCAUAAUUGUGAGAAAAGUGUGUAAAAAAAUAAAAUCGUAAUCAUUUUUAAAAUUUAUUAACAAGUGAAAAGCUUAUGCAUUUUAAGCUCAGCGCCUUGUUUUGCCAGCAACGCGGAUUGAAUUUUUCUUACUAUUGGAUAUAGUGGAGUUGCAAUUUUGUAUUUCAAUGCGCGUGAACGAAAGUUUCUUCGAAUUUAAAUAAAGUUAAUUUACAAAUAUAUGGGAGCGUCGAGCAUACUAUUUUGUAGUGAAAUUAAGGUACAACAAAAUUUUUUCGUGUCGUAAACAAACAGCUACCGAACACACACUAAUUGGCAUAUGGAGAUCAAACUAAACAAGAACAUAGAAAAUAGUUAUACCACUCUGGAAACAGGAAGAAAUCAAGCAAGCUUUUAAUAUUACUCAAACACGACAGCGACGCGGCAAUGCUGGUCAUGAAUGAACACAAAGUGCAAGUCAUAUGAGGUGUACUUUAUUAUUGCAAAACCUUUAUACUUUACAUACGCUAGCAAGCAGCUGAAAACUUGCUUCCUUCCUACACGUUACACGUAACUACUAGUCCUCCACUGCCGCACUAAACACACACAAAAAUGGUGCGCUUCGAGCCUUUAGGUCAGAAAAUGUUCACACGCCGCAAUUGGUUGCUCCGUUGCAGCAUAUUGAUCAAUAUUCUGGUCAUACUCUACAUAUGCAGCCAUGUUAUGAUUGGCAAUGGCACCGGCUUUAAUGGCAGCAACACAUUCUUCAUACAGGAACGCGGCGUGGAUACAGCGAAUAGCGCACAACUAAUAGGUGACAAAAUACAGCCGCCCCCGCCACCGCCACCUGCGUCUAACGAUCUUUCAUUAUCGCCACUAUCACCCAACGAUUCCGGUGGCGCUGCGGCGGCGGCGCCUGCUACAGCUGCUGCAGCGCCCACACAAAAUCAAGUCGGUAGCGCCGUGGCGGGGAAUAUUGGUGGCGUUGCUCCCAUAGUAGAAUCCGCUGUAUACACAAAUAAUACUGUAAAUGAUGGCGAUGCCGCAGUCGCUGAAGAAAAAGACCCAGAAGUACGGCUGGAAACGCUCUUAAAUUGUUACGAUCGCGACUUCAAGCCUGAGGUCUUGCAACGUGGCGAUUUCUGGGUACUCAAGAACUACGUACGCGCCGAUCAUGGUCCGCUCAAGUGCUCCGAAUCGAUCACUUAUACAACGCAUGCGGACUAUACAUUUUUAGAUAAUCUCAUACCGCUGCUGGAGCGUUGGAAUGCGCCCGUCAGCAUUGCGAUGCACACACCGGGCACUGACUAUCAACCGACCAUUGACGCCAUAAAGUACCUGCGUGAAUGCCUGCCAGAAAGUCCGUUGGUGCGCACUUUUACCACGUUUCAUCUUUACUUCAGCACGAAACAUAUACCCAAACAGGUGGCGAAGCAAUCAGAAGUGCUGAAGACGCCCUAUAAUUGCACGUUGCCGCCACCCUAUUUCAAUGUCAGUUCCGGCCAUUUAUAUAAGUCACAAAAGAAAUUAUUAUAUCCGGUGAAUGUGGGUCGUAAUAUUGCGCGCGAUGCUGCCUUAACACAUUUCAUAUUAGCCUCAGAUAUUGAAUUGUAUCCAAAUCCCGGCUUGGUGAAGAAGUUUCUCGAAAUGAUUGCGCGCAACGACGCGUAUCUGCAGCGCAAAGCGCCGAGAGUUUUUCCGCUCUCCAUCUUCGAGGUGGAGGCGAAUGCAACUGUGCCACGCGACAAAACGGAGUUGCAAGAAUAUUUGCGCACCGGCAAAGCGAUACCCUUCCAUAAGCGCGUCUGCGCCAGUUGUCAUGGUGUGCCACAGUCCAAGGAGUGGAUGGCCGCAAAUGAAACCGAUGAGCUGAGCGUUUUCCACAUAGGCAAGCGUACAGGCUAUUUCCGGCAUUGGGAGCCCAUCUAUAUUGGCACACAUGCCGAUCCGCACUACGACGAGCGACUGAGCUGGGAGGGCAAAAGUGAUAAGAUGACGCAGGGCUAUGCGCUCUGCGUUUUAGACUACGAGUUCCAUAUAUUGGACAAUGCCUUCCUCGUGCACAAACCCGGCAUUAAAGUGCUGCAAAAAGAUAAUCGUCGCGCCAUGUUGGCGGGCAAAACGAAUCAACUUAUACGUAAAAUUAUCUAUCCUGAAUUGAAGAUCAUGUAUGGUGUGCGUCAGGGCUGCGUUGUAUAGUAACUAAUAAAUUGGCAAAAAAGUUGAAAAACUUUUUUAAGCUAUAAUAAGCAUGGAAUUAAAAGACUACUACUACAAUUCAAAAUACUACUUUUUUAAGACGUGGCGCACUGCUGCAGCGAAACAUUAACGAUAUACUGUUGACGGAAGUGUAUAUGUAUGUAGAAUAUAUAUACCGUUAUAUUAAAUUAUUUGUCAGCAAAUGCAUAGUUGCAAUUAUGUCUAGUAAUUACUAACUAAUAGCGUCGAUUUGAGCCAACACGCACUGUAAAUGAUUUUAUAGUAGUUUGAUUUCAAUUUUUAUUUCGUUUCUUUAGUUUAAAUAUGCAAAGAAUAAUCUCAAAAAUAUUUUUGUAACGUAACUGUAGCUAUUAAUUAAAAAUUGUCACAAAACUAAAGUAUAUAAGCGCAUGAUAUUAUAGCAAAAAAAAUAUAUGUAAAGUGAAAGUUCGAAAAUAUAUUUUUUUGUGUGUAAAUUUAAAAAAAAAAAUUGUAAAAUUUGAAAGUUCGAAAAAAAAUUUUGUUCAACUUAUAAAGAAAAAUUAAAAUAUUGAAGUUCAAAAAAAUAUUUUGUUUAUGAGUAAAUUUUUUUUUUGAACAUUUGAACAUGAAAUUUUGUAAAAUUUGAACAUUCGAAAGAAUAUAUUUUUUAGGAAAAUAAUUGGGAAAAAGAUAUCGUAAAAUUUGCAAGCUCGAAAAUUUUAUUUUGUAAAAUGAUGCCGCUACAUACAUAUUUUUAAAAUAUGUUUGCGAAAAUAAGUGAUUUGAAGCAAAACAAAAAAAAAUCGAAAAUGCGUUCAAAAACAUUAGAUUAGUGAAAGAAACUUAGAUAUUUUUGUAUUGUUAAUUAAUUACUAGUAAGUUUAACGAAUAUAUACAGCAAAACAAAAAAAUACGCGUUGAAAUUAAAACGCGUAAUAGUCACACACAAAAGAAUUUGAAAAAUGUGAAGCAUACCUUUAAGCGCCAAAAAUUAAAUUUGUUAAACACUUAAAGUGUAUACAAAGCACACACACGCGCUUACAUAAUUAUCAAUAUGUAAAUGUACUUUCGUAUUUUCGUAAAAAUUUGUGUACAUUGUUGUGUUAAUUAAAAUAAGUCAAAAUUAAAUAUUUUUUUUAAUAAUUCUGAAUUUAGUACAUUUUAGCUCCUUCACUAAUACUUUCGGGUUUAAAAUGUUUAUUAAUGGGCUUCUUAUUUGUAGUGUAUAUAGCAAUUAAAAGCAAAAUAUUUUUAAAAUUAGUUUUUAAUUUUGCUUUUCAAUUACAUUUUUUUUUUUAAUUUUUAUUUCGCCUGUUAACGAUAACUUCUAUACGCCUUCAUUUUAAACAGAAAAUAAUUUGACUUGGUUUAAAAUCUCUUAAAAGUGCUGAAAUGCUAUGCCCACCAGCCGUCUUCGAUUCGCCUACUUUGCCCGACUCGUUCAAUUUGAACUACACAUUUGAAAGUAAAAAUAAAUACAUUUAAAAAUUUUGCUAAAUUGUAACACUUUUUAUACCAGUUGCUUGUUCGAUUCGCCAUUUUAUGUUCUGUUCUAUAUGUAUAUCACUUUUUAUUGGUACAACGGAGAGAUAAAUUAUAUCUGUUCUUUGUUCGCAUCAGCACUCUCAAUUUUUUUUUGUCGAAGCGCAGCCAAUUGAUGUUAAUGCUCAUUUAUACCAAAUCUUCGUUCGGAUCAGUACUCUCAAACUUUUUUGGGAAAACGUUGUUCACUAAUGUCAUGCUAAGGACUUGCUAUAAUAUAACUUUUAAAAUUUCUGAUUACCAGUUAUCCCAUCAUUUCACCACUAUCGAACUUUUUAGCAAACACAGCCAGCUGAGACCAUGUUAUACCACUUUUUGUUCACUUCCCCCCUCUCAAAUACCUCUUUGGCUAAUUGAAGCCAGAUGCUAUCUUAUGAAAGUAUAAUCGCUUGCCGAGUUAAUGCAGAUUUUAUACCAGUUUUUUGUUCGCUUCACCACGCUAACAUUUCAUUCAAGAUGAUAUAAUCGCUUGCCAUAGUGUAGCAAUUUUUAUACCAGUUUUUUGUGUAUAACUACUCGGUAAAUUAUACCAGUUUUUAUACCAUUUACUUCUUCGUAUCACCACUCUAAAUUUUGCUACAUCGAAGACGGCUGUUAUUAAAAAAAUGUAUUAAUCCAAUUUUUGUAAAAAUAUUAAUAUUUUGUAGCAAAUAGCACUUAAAGGAAACAUUUUAUUUACAUUUUGAAAAAAAAAAUCAUAAGUCAAAACUACAAAAAAAUGCAAUAAAAUAGACUUCCACCUAAUUUCCAUCAUAAAAACUCUUCACUAACUGCAACAAAUGUCUGCCAAUUUAUAUUUAAAUGCUUCAUUUUGUAAUUUUAUUUUUCUUAUAUUUAAAUUUAAUGCCGCAAUUACAUAAUUAUUUUAUUUAAAUAUAACAUUUAACUUUCAACAUUUUACUGCGUGAAUAAAUGUCUGAAAAAAAGUAAUAAAUUAUUAUAAUAGCCUUUUGUAAGCGUAAGAACCGUGAUAUUUGAACUCUAGUAAUUAAAAAAGUAAUUAAAAAGUGCAUAAAAAACAAUACAAAGUAAAUAAAUAAUUACAAAUACAUUCAAACUUUUUUUGCAAACACAUAGUCACUAAGUUGUAUUAAGCAAAACU